Messenger RNA from Racocetra persica, 344 nucleotides. Lineage: Eukaryota; Fungi; Glomeromycota; Glomeromycetes; Diversisporales; Gigasporaceae. The record is from the annotation of a GenBank genome assembly.
AUGCCAUGUUGUGUUGAUACGAUUGUAAAAAUAAGUCAUGUUCGCCAAACUGAUAAAGAUGAAUCGAACUUAACUAUUGCGUGGGCAAUAGGUGUUUACCCUGCUGAGAGUGAAGAUUACGAAAUUGAACUUGUUCUUUUUGUUCCAUUAAAUGAAGAUGAAAGAGAUCCUAACAUUCAAUCAGUUUUUGUGAAAGAUGAGUAUUAUAACAUGACGGUCAUGUCAUCAACUCAUCUUACGAUUAAAAGAGAACUUGGUUCGAAUAGAUGUCCAUUAAAAGCUUCGUUAGUAGGUGUAGCUCAAGAAAUACCAAAGGAAGUUAACUAUGAGAAUGCAAUAUUCAA